Molecule: messenger RNA, 489 nt
Organism: Penaeus indicus
Lineage: Eukaryota; Metazoa; Arthropoda; Malacostraca; Decapoda; Penaeidae
Exons: 3
Coding region: 1-489 (162 amino acids)
Source: RefSeq, a predicted model, not a curated record
AUGUGCAACCCGAAGAAACUGAUCCAUUAUCCGAUAGGAGGAUUUGGCGGUAGUUCCGGUGGCGGAUUUGGCGGUGGUUCCGGUGGCGGAUUUGGCGGUAGUUCCGGUGGCGGAUUUGGCGGUGGUUCCGGUGGCGGAUUUGGCGGUGGUUCCGGUGGCGGAUUUGGCGGUAGUUCCGGUGGCGGAUUUGGCGGUAGUUCCGGUGGCGGAUUUGGCGGUAGUUCCGGUGGUGGAUUUGGCUGUGGUUCCGGUGGCGGAUUUAGCGGUAGUUCCGGUGGUGGCUUUGGCGGUAGUUCCGGCGGCAGAUUUGGCGGUGGUUCUGGAGGUGGAUUUAGUGGAUUCUCCAGCGGUGGAGGAUUUGGAUAUGGAGGUGUAGGAUACAAUAUGGGAGAGGUUCUUCAUACUGACGGCUCUAGUGUUGCUUAUCCUUAUGACUCCUUAGCAACCCGAAGAAAAAAACUUAAUGUUAUAGUCUGGGUUGAAAAGUGA